Molecule: messenger RNA, 504 nt
Organism: Hyalella azteca
Lineage: Eukaryota; Metazoa; Arthropoda; Malacostraca; Amphipoda; Hyalellidae
Product: transmembrane 9 superfamily member 2-like
Exons: 4
Coding region: 1-504 (167 amino acids)
Biological process (GO): protein localization to membrane
Cellular component (GO): membrane
Source: RefSeq, a predicted model, not a curated record
AUGCCAUUAAGCAUUGACAGCGACCUUGUGCACUGCAAGCUUACAGGACUGCUUGCCGUGCGCGCGACGCCUCGCUCUAUCAAACAAGCUGAUCGCAAGAAGAUGGACUGCUCUGCUGGUGCAGCUCCUAUGGGCAUCCCUGCUACGCUGCCUAAAGGAGGCCUCGAUAUCACCUACUCGUACACCGUCACCUUCACUGAGAACAACGGCAUCAGGUGGUCGUCACGCUGGGACUACAUCCUGGACUCUAUGCCCCACACGAACAUCCAGUGGUUCAGCAUCCUUAACUCCCUCAUCAUCGUGCUCUUCCUCUCUGCUAUGGUCGCCAUGAUCAUGCUCAGGACGCUGCAUAAGGAUAUUGCGCGCUAUAACCAGGUGAAAAAUACAACACUUAUGCUUGCAGUAAGACCAGACGUGCUGCUACGAGCUGCUGCCCUCGACUCUAGCGAGCCGGAGGAGCCAGCGGACAGACGAAAAACCAGAACUGACUUUAGAACCAUAUAA